Molecule: messenger RNA, 1017 nt
Organism: Candidula unifasciata
Lineage: Eukaryota; Metazoa; Mollusca; Gastropoda; Stylommatophora; Geomitridae
Source: the annotation of a GenBank genome assembly
AUGAGUUCUAGCUCAUUGUACCAUCUCAUUGUACCAUCUCAUUGUACCAUCUCAUUGUACCAUCUCAUUGUACCAUCUCACUGUACCAUCUCAUUGUACCAUCUCAUUGUACCAUCUCAUUGUACCAUCAAAUUGUACAUGUACCAUCUCAUUGUACCAUCUCAUUGUACCAUCUCAUUGUACCAUCUCAUUGUACCAUCUCAUUGUACCAUCUCAUUGUACCAUCUCAUUGUACCAUCUCAUUGUACCAUCAAAUUGUACAUGUACCAUCUCAUUGUACCAUCUCAUUGUACCAUCUCAUUGUACCAUCUCAUUGUACCAUCUCAUUGUACCAACUCAUUGUACCAUCUCAUUGUACCAUGUCAUUGUACCAUCUCAUUGUACCAUCUCAUUGUACCAUCUCAUUGUACCAUCUCAUUGCACCAUCUCAUUGUACCAUGUCAUUGUACCAUCUCAUUGUACCAUCUCAUUGUACCAUCUCAUUGUACCAUCUCAUUGUACCAUCUCACUGUACCAUCUCAUUGUACAUGUACCAUCUCAUUGUACCAUCUCACUGUACCAUCUCAUUGUACCAUCUCAUUGUACAUGUACCAUCUCAUUGUACCAUCUCACUGUACCAUCUCAUUGUACCAUCUCAUUGUACAUGUACCAUCUCAUUGUACCAUCUCACUGUACCAUUUCAUUGUACCAUCUCAUUGUACCAUCUCACUGUACCAUCUCACUGUACCAUCUCACUGUACCAUCUCAUUGUACCAUCUCAAUGUACCAUCUCACUGUACCAUCUCACUGUACUAUCUCACUGUACCAUCUCCUUGUACCAUCUCACUGUACCAUCUCACUGUACCAUCUCAUUGUACCAUCUCACUGUACCAUCUCAUUGCACCAUCUCAUUGUACCAUCUCACUGUACCAUCUCAUUGUACCAUCUCACUGUACCAUCUCAUUGUACCAUCUCAUUGACAAAUUUCUGGGGGAAAAAAACACUGGUAUAUCACCUUGUAUGGAUUGGAGAUCUUAA